Molecule: messenger RNA, 4183 nt
Organism: Olea europaea var. sylvestris
Lineage: Eukaryota; Viridiplantae; Streptophyta; Magnoliopsida; Lamiales; Oleaceae
Exons: 9
Cellular component (GO): nucleus
Molecular function (GO): histone methyltransferase activity; zinc ion binding
Source: RefSeq, a predicted model, not a curated record
CAGGAGCUUAAGAAAUGGGGGACAAGAGCUAUUACCUUCGCGCCACGUUUAACGAACCUGGGAAUCCCCAAACCUUGUAGGGCAAAAAGUUUUCCAUGGUGACUGACCAGUGAUAUACAUUUCAACUUUCCCAGAUCAGUAUUGACUUCAAUCGCAACAGAUAAUGGUGUCAUUGUCGAACGGUGGAUCAUCCUGUGAGAACCCAAACAAGCGACCAAUGCAAAAUAGUAAUGUGCCCAAGUACAAGCCCAGGAAAGUCUCUGCAGUUCGGGAUUUUCCAUCUGGGUGUGGCCCAAAUGCUAUGCCAGGAGAUGUGAAGCUCAGAGAAGAAAAUAGCAAUGGUGUUAAGAAUUCUGAAUUGGCUUAUAUGAUGGGGGCAAAUGAAGUUGAAAAUUCUGUAAUGCCCAACAUUGUGGAGGCAAGUGGGGUUAGGGAUGCUGAAAUCUCUCAAGUUAUGGUACCCGAUGCGGUCAAUAAUUCUGAAAUAAUGAAUGUUGUGGUCCCUCGUGGUGUCAAAAUCCCUGAGACUGAGAUUGAGGGUUGUCAAGACAUAGUUGUAAAUAAUCCUGUUGAAAUAGAAAUGACAGAAUCAACAGAUGUGCUGGUGGGAAAAGUGGUGACCACAGCCACAGAUGAUUUAUCAAAUUGGGUUGAAGAACUGAUGAUGGGUACCAGAACCGUAGGGGUUGAAUUGCAGAAUGACUUAAAAAGUAAUUCAAUGAAGGAAGUUGACCAGGCUGGGGGUCAGAAGACUAUUCUGGAGGGGUUAAAUGGGACGGAAGGUUUGGCUUUGGCUAAGAAUACAGCUUCAGAGGAAGCAAAACCUGGCCUGGAUAUUGGUGCUUCAAUUGACAGAAUGGAUUCGCUUGGUGGUUCUCAGUUCUCAUCGUCACCCAAGGGAUCAAUUGCUGAGGGCAGCGUUAAGAUAGGAACUUCCUUUAGGCGUGAGGAUAAAUUCCGUCGUAGAAAAGUGUCUGCUGUUCGUGACUUUCCUCCUCUCUGCGGUAGAAAUGCUCCUCGACCAAUUCAAGAAGGAAGGCAGACGGUUGCUUGUGGAAAAGCUUGUCUUGAUGCCAUUGAAAAUACUAAAACAGAAACGGAUGUGACUCAGAAGUUGAGGAAUAAUCUGGACAGAGAGGCAUUGAGGGAGGUGCCAAUGAUCUCUGGAACCAAGUGUUUGGAAAGAGUUGAAAAGAUUGAAGUAAAUUCAGAAUCAAUUGGAACAAUGAGAGAUAUUGCAGGAGGAGGGUCAUCAGGAGAGAUAGCGACAGGUGUUGCCAAAAUCGAUGCUUUUCACAAUGUGGCAGGGAACACUUUAAAAAGUGGGCUAACGAGAAAACCAAGUGAUGACAGUUUUGAAGAAUUGGGAAUAGGUGUACAGGAUGGUUAUUUCAAGGAAACAAAACGAAGAGGAGUCCCGUCAGGUUCAAGGACCUUGUCCAAACCAGUUCUUGAUUAUGCUGAUGAGGAUGCUGGAGGUCCAGUGGGGAGGGAUAUUGUUGUUUACUCAACAGACAGAAGUGAUGAAGCAAGGACUUCACAACGUUCUUUUAUCUCAACGAAUGGAGUAAAUUUGGAGAUUGUGCAUGCCCUGAUGGCUGCACCAAAUUGUCCGUGGACAAAAGAUAAGUCAGCUUUUAGUCAUUCAAGGGGAGGAAAAGUGAGGAGGCAGAGUUUAUCUUCACAAGAAAAGUCCAAACCGGUGACCAAAAAAAGUAGUAUUAAAGGAGAAAAUUCUGGAGGAUCAUCCCUGAAGAAAAAAAGAAUUCCUGCUUCCAGUGGAAACCCAGGUGCACUGAUCAUCUGGGAUGAAAAAAAUAAUGGUGCUUGCAAUGAAGAAGUACCUGCAAAUUCUCCUUCCACCCAUAAACCACAUGAUUUUGAUGUUAGCCUCCCUCCUUUUGGUCCCAAAAGCUCCAGCCACACUGAUAUCCGCAAUAGAGUGAGAGAGACUCUUCGAUUAUUCCAUUCUAUUUGUAGAAAGCUCUUGCAAGGAGAAGAAGCAAAGUCAAUACCAGAAGAGGAAAGGAAAUCGAAGCAGCCUGAGAAAUCCAAGAGGAUUGAUCUUCGUGCAGCACAGAUUAUAAAAGAUAGAAAAAUGGAAGUUAACACAGAGAAGCAAAUUUUGGGAGAAGUGCCAGGAGUUGAAGUAGGCGAUGAGUUUCAGUACAGAGUGGAGCUUGCCAUUGUUGGCAUUCACCGCCUCUACCAGGCAGGCAUAGAUUCCAUGAAACUCAAUGAUGUACUAGUUGCAACUAGUAUCGUUUCUUCUGGGGUUUAUUUUGAUGAUACUGAAGAUGCUGACGUCUUGAUGUACUCUGGAGAAGGUGGAAACGUUGUUGGGAAGAAUAAGCAGCCGGAAGAUCAGAAGCUUUUGAAAGGAAAUUUGGCAUUAUGGAAUUGUAUAGCAGCAAAAACUCCUGUUCGUGUUAUCCGUGGAUGGAAAACAAAACCUUCUGAUUCUUUGGAUUCAAGAUCUAAGCUAGUCACCACCUAUGUUUAUGAUGGCUUGUAUACAGUGACAGAGUGUAGGGAGGAAACAGGGCCUCAUGGUAAGAUGGUUUUCUUGUUUGAGCUGAGGAGGAAUCCUGGUCAACCUGAGCUUGCCUGGAAAGAAUUGAAGAAAUCUAAUAAGCACACAGUCCGGCCGGGUAUCUGUGUCAAUGACAUUUCAGAAGGAAAAGAACCAUUAUCUAUAUGCGCUGUGAAUACUGUAGACAGUGAGAAACCUCCACCAUUUAACUACGUUCCCAAGAUGAUGUAUCCUGCUUGGCACCAAUCUGUUGCCCCUGAAGGCUGUGAUUGUUCAGGGAGAUGCUCUGACUCUAGAAAAUGCCGAUGUGUGGUAAAAAAUGGAGGUGAAAUUCCAUACAACCGCAACGGGGCUAUUGUUGAAGCAAAAGCUCUUGUAUAUGAGUGUGGUCCUUCCUGCAAAUGCCCUCCUUCUUGCUACAACAGAGUCAGCCAACGUGGUAUUAAAUUUCGGCUUGAGAUAUUUAAGACAGAAUCAAGAGGCUGGGGUGUAAGAUCCCUAAAUUCUAUUCCUUCAGGAAGCUUUAUAUGUGAGUAUGCAGGGGAGCUUCUCGAAGAUAAGGAAGCUGAACAAAAAAUUGGCAACGUCUCCUCCAUUCUUCAUCUUUGGUUUGUUGUUUUCUACAGUUAUCUCUUUCGAUUUCGCAUUUAUGAAUGCUUGCAUCUAUUAUAUAAAUAUAACAGUGUCAUGUCAAACUUCGGAUUAUCCAGUGAUAAUCGUAAUAAUCUGUCAUCAAGAAUUCGUUCUGUACCUGAGUUCAAGCCCAGGAAAGUCUCUGCAGUUCGGGCUUUCCCACCUGGGUGUGGCCUCAAUGCUAAGCCAGUGGAUUUGAAGUUGGACAGUGUUAAGCUGGGAACAUCCUCUGGUCCAAAUGCUCCUCAACCUACCCAAGAAGAACAACAGAUGAUUAAUCGUGGAAAAGGUUUUGUGGAUGACAGUACAAAGAUUGAAGUGGAAACUGAUGCAAUUCAGACACUAAGGAAAAAUCUGGAAAGAGGGGCAUUGAUGGACACGCAGAUCAUAUCUCAAACUGAAUCUGUGGAUGGAGUUGAAAAGGUUGAAGUCAGAACAGAAGCAGUGGAAAGACUUGAAACAAUUAGAGGAACAAUCGGAGAAGAUGUGAUGAAGCUGCCUUUAUCGUGCAAUGCACCACAUGAUUUUGAUGUUACCAUGCCUCCCAAACAUUCCAGUCAUGAUGAUGCCCAUCAUAGAGUGAUAGAGACUCUUCGAUUGUUUUCUUCUAUUUGCAGAAAGCUCCCACAAAAUGAGGAAAAGUCUGAGAAUCAACCCAGGAGGAUUGAUCUUCAUGCAGCGAAGAUUAUCAAAGAAGAAAAAAAGGAAGUUAACAUAGGCAAGCAACUUUUGGGAGAAGUGCCUGGAAUUGAAGUGGGGGAUUGCUAUUGUUGGCAUUCACCGCCUUUACCAGACUGGUAUUGGCAAGAAACUGGACCUCAUCGGAAGCUGGUUUUCAUGUUUGAGUUGAGUCGAAUUCCCGAUCAACCUAUGCUUGGAAAGAAAUCAAAGAUACAAGGGGGUUUGCCUGGUGGGUGUGAAGCAUACAAGUCCUUUCAUGGCCAGUUAGCCUCACUUUGGGAUAGUAACGGGACAGCAUGCGAGUCUCCAUCUUUGUCUAGUCGGAAUUUUCAAGAG